Molecule: messenger RNA, 1239 nt
Organism: Labrus mixtus (cuckoo wrasse)
Lineage: Eukaryota; Metazoa; Chordata; Actinopteri; Labriformes; Labridae
Gene: edn3b
Product: endothelin 3b
Exons: 3
Coding region: 327-788 (153 amino acids)
Biological process (GO): vein smooth muscle contraction; intracellular calcium ion homeostasis; regulation of systemic arterial blood pressure by endothelin
Cellular component (GO): extracellular region
Molecular function (GO): hormone activity; endothelin B receptor binding
Source: RefSeq, a predicted model, not a curated record
UUGAUUGGAGCUCCUGAGUAGGCAAAGACUUUGAGAGCAUCGUUGCUCCGAUUUUGCUCCAAAUUUCAACCCAACGCGGCGCACGUAACAGUAAAGAGCAAUUAGGCUGUUGAAACAAAUCCUCUCAAAUCAGUGCGCAAAUUACAAGUUGGAUUUAUGACAUGAACCUGCGAGGAUUUAUGCGACUAACAAACUCCGAUUCGUUUAUUUGACGUCUGGAUCAUUUAAGAUGGACUUCACUGGGACAUCUAUAUUGAAGUUCAUGGAUUUUCAGUCGAUGUUAGAGGGAGAUUAAGCUGACACGUGCGCUGCAUCUUCAUCAGGCUAUGAUUCUGGGAUUGUCUGGAAUGGCAAGGAUACUACCCAUCCUCGCGAGAUUCAUUCUCUUGGAAAUACUUGCAUUGAUUUUCUUUCAAGGUGUUUUGACAUCCUAUGUCAACCCCGGAGCUUUCCCAUUCUCCGGCAAAGUGUCUGACUCCGGAGGACCAGCGGGUUCACACCUGGCUGAAGCAGCUACAGGAGCAAAGUCCAGACCCAAGCGCUGCACUUGUUAUUCCUACAAGGAUAAAGAGUGCGUCUACUACUGCCACUUGGAUAUCAUCUGGAUCAACACUCCCGAACGCACGGUUCCAUAUGGAAUGUCGAGCUACAGAGGACAACAACGAAUCAGACGUGAUGUUGGAGGAAAAGCAGCUGAACACAAAGGGGCAAAGGCUCAGCGCUGCAUUUGUAUUUCGCCUGACUCAGACCCUCAGUGCAAUGAUUUUUGUCUGUCAAGGUCAGACUAAUGCUUGCAUUUAUUGAAUCCUUUCAACUCUGUUUUCUUAGUUGGUAUUUCAUACCAUCCUACCAUUUAGCUUACAAUGCUGUUUGUAAUGUAAAACAUUAUUCAUGGGCAGUUUUGGGUACUUUGUGUCGUUCCAUCUAAAUGCAGUUAAUUGGUUUAUAAAAGAAAAAAAAAGCUGUACAUUACAUUAUACAUUAAUGUAGAAUACAAUUGUUAAUAUUUGAGUUUAUUCAAAUAAUUUUAAACUUCUUUCAUAAGGCUAUAACAAUUCAACAGUUGUAGCCUCCACUGUCAUGAAAAUGAUUUUUGAAGUAGGUAUCAUCAAUCUUGUGAUUAAAAUAGUGAAAAGCAAAUCCACAGAAAUUGAUUAUCAGGAGACGGAGGAUUAAUGUGGUGUAAUAAAGCGUGCAGCAAGUAGGACUUCUCCAUCCAAUGACAUACUGAGACUCUAA